Molecule: messenger RNA, 2519 nt
Organism: Camellia sinensis
Lineage: Eukaryota; Viridiplantae; Streptophyta; Magnoliopsida; Ericales; Theaceae
Product: wall-associated receptor kinase 2
Biological process (GO): protein phosphorylation; cell surface receptor signaling pathway
Cellular component (GO): plasma membrane
Molecular function (GO): ATP binding; polysaccharide binding; protein serine/threonine kinase activity
Source: RefSeq, a predicted model, not a curated record
AUGCCUGAAAACCCAGCUCUAACCAUGUACCGUAAUUUAGCUUUCAUUUUCUUGCAGCUUAAGUUGGCAUGGGUUGUUCUGGGAGCAGCUUUUGCUGCUGCUUCAGCAACUGCUCAAACCUUGCCUGGUUGCCAAGAAUUUUGUGGUAACAUUAGCAUCCCAUACCCAUUUGGUACAUCUGAAGGAUGCCACAUAGCCGAUGAUUUUCUAGUCACUUGUAACGACACCGACCACAGCACUCCCAAGCUGUAUUUAAAUACGAGUCAGAGUAACAUAGAGAUCACAGAGAUCUUUCUUUCUGGUGAAUUCCGCAUAUUAGCCUUGAUAGGGUAUGAUUGCUUCAAUAAAGGGGGUGGUGGGGAAGACAAUCUUAAACCCUGGAUCACAUUGGCCAAAUUUCCCAUCUCAAAUACCCGAAACAAGUUCACAGCCGUAGGUUGUGACACCUACGCCUAUAUCAUAGGUUCCUUUGGACGAAACUAUACCACGGGCUGCAUGUCACUAUGCGACAGCAUCGACAAUGUGAUCAACGGCUCAUGCUCUGGCAUUGGCUGCUGCCAGACAAGUAUCCCCAAGGGAGUUACGAAUUACAACAUUGCAGUCCAUAGCUACUACAGCCAUACCAGCGUAUGGGGCUUCAAUCCAUGCAGCUAUGCUUUUGUAGCCGAGGAAACUGCUUACAACUUCUCUUCUUCAGAUCUUGCAAACAUGCAAGGGAAAACAAUGGUUCCAAUGAUUCUUGAUUGGGCAGUAGGGAACCAAACAUGUGAUGAAGCCAUGAAGAAUCUAACUAGUUAUGCUUGCAAGGCUAAUAGCGACUGUUAUGACUUCGAUAAUGGUCCCGGGUAUCGCUGCAAUUGCUCAAACGGAUAUGAAGGCAACCCUUAUCUUCCUAAUGGUUGUACAGAUAUUAAUGAGUGCGUUAUUUCAAGACCCUGCAACAUGACAUGCCAGAAUUUACUGGGCACGUACAAUUGUUCUUGUCCAGAGGGCUUUGAAGGUGAUGGAAGAAAGAAUGGAUCAGGCUGCAGUCCUAUUCAUCACCACAGGUUUCGCUUGAUCAACAUUGCACUAGGCAUCAGCAUAAGCAUAUCAGUGCUACUCCUUGGUAGCUCAUGGCUAUAUUGGGGAUUUAGGCAGAGGAAGAUCAUCAAUCUCAGAGAAAAGUUCUUUCAACAAAAUGGUGGCAUCAUGUUACAACGACAACUUUCCAAACGUGAAGGAUCAAUUCAAUCAGCUAAAAUCUUUACAUCAGAGGACCUCAAGAAGGCAACAAACAACUACCAUGAAAGUAGAGUGUUGGGCCAAGGAGGCCACGGAACAGUCUACAAAGGAAUAUUACCAGAUAACACCAUAGUUGCCAUUAAGAAGUCCAAUGUACUUGAUCAGAGUCAGUCCCAGAUAGAGCAAUUCAUUAAUGAAGUCAUAAUUCUCUCCCAAGUCAACCACAGGAAUGUUGUGAAGCUCCUGGGGUGUUGCUUGGAGACACAAGUUCCCUUACUUGUCUAUGAAUUUGUUACCAAUGGCACUCUCUAUGAUCACAUACACACUACCGACCAUAACAGGUCCUCAAUAACUUGGGAGAAUCGUUUAAGGAUAGCAACAGAAAUUGCAGCAGCCCUUUCAUAUUUGCACUCUGCCGCUAGUACUCCUAUCAUCCAUAGAGAUGUUAAGUCCACUAACAUACUCCUAGAUGACAAUUACAUUUCUAAAGUAUCUGAUUUUGGAGCUUCAAGGUUGAUCCCUGUAGACCAAACUCAACUAACUACAUUGGUUCAAGGGACACUUGGUUACUUGGACCCAGAGUACUUCCGCACAAGCCAAUUGACUGAAAAGAGUGAUGUUUACAGCUUUGGGGUUGUCCUUGUGGAGUUACUAACCGGCAAGAAGGCACUUUCUUUCGAUAGACCUGAAUUAGAGAGAAAUUUAGCAAUGUAUUUUGUGUCAUCAAUGAAAGAAAAUCGCUUGUUUGAAAUUGUUGAUGAACAGGUGAUGAAUGUAGCAAAGGAUGCCCAACUAAAGGAAGUUGCUAUUUUAGCAAAGAGAUGCUUAAGAGUGAAAGGCGACGAAAGGCCAACCAUGAAGGAAGUGGCAGUAGAGCUAGAGGGAUUAAGAAUAAUGGAGAAGCAUUCAUGGGUAAAUGACAACAAAAAUUUAGAAGAGACUCAGUACUUGCUUGGAGAUCAACUUUCAGAUGCUUAUGGCAUUGGUAGCAGUGGAAGCGAUUCAGUAGCUUAUGAUAGCUUGGCAAACCAUAUCAUUUCACCAACUGAUGAUGGACGAUAAGGUGUUGCUUGCCGUGGUCAGUGUUUAUUAGAUGUUAUUUGGUAAUGUUUUCAUUUGAGCCUUGUCAAAUAACCCGUCAACUGUUUUGAAUUUUUUGACUAUUUGUGUUAAUAUUCAAUUUGUUGUGAUUUUCCACGUUGAGCAUCAAAAUGUUUUCUAGAAAGAUAGUUAAUGAUGGGAACCCUUUCUGUAUGCAUCAAACAAACUAUGAAUAGUAAUUAAUUUUUCUUAAU